This is a messenger RNA of Myotis lucifugus (little brown bat), 3141 nucleotides long. It is a transcript of the gene MVB12B, whose product is annotated as multivesicular body subunit 12B. The record is from RefSeq and is a predicted model, not a curated record. The coding region runs from base 15 to 881 and encodes 288 amino acids. The transcript has 9 exons. Gene Ontology annotation, biological process: regulation of epidermal growth factor receptor signaling pathway; viral budding; virus maturation. Gene Ontology annotation, cellular component: ESCRT I complex; late endosome. NCBI's taxonomy places the organism in Eukaryota, Metazoa, Chordata, Mammalia, Chiroptera, Vespertilionidae.
AGGACAAGUCCACCAUGCCUGAAGUCAGAGACCUUUCCGAAGCCUUGCCGGAGACGCCCAUGGACCCCAUCACAGGCGUGGGGGUGGUGGCUUCGCGGAACCGCGCCCCGACAGGCUACGAUGUAGUCGCACAGACGGCAGAUGGUGUGGACGCUGACCUCUGGAAAGACGGCUUGUUUAAAUCCAAGGUUACCAGAUACCUGUGCUUCACAAGAUCAUUUUCCAAAGAAAAUAGUCAUUUAGGGAACGUGUUGGUGGACAUGAAGCUCAUUGACAUCAAGGACACUCUGCCUGUGGGCUUCAUCCCGAUCCAGGAGACGGUGGACACACAGGAAGUGGCUUUUAGAAAGAAGAGGCUGUGCAUUAAAUUCAUCCCCCGGGAUUCCACGGAGGCGGCGAUCUGUGACAUCCGGAUCAUGGGCCGGACCAAGCAGGCGCCCCCGCAGUACACGUUCAUUGGGGAACUGAACAGCAUGGGGAUCUGGUAUCGAAUGGGCAGAGUUCCAAGAAACCAUGACUCAUCUCAACCCACAACACCUUCCCAGUCGUCAGCUGCUUCCACCCCAGCCCCCAGCCUUCCCAGGCACAUCUCCCUGACGCUGCCCGCCACCUUCCGGGGCCGGAACAGCACUCGGGCUGACUACGAGUACCAGCACUCCAACCUGUACGCCAUCUCAGCAAUGGAUGGUGUGCCUUUUAUGAUUUCAGAGAAGUUUUCUUGUGUUCCAGAAAGUAUGCAGCCCUUUGACCUGCUGGGAAUCACCAUCAAGUCUCUGGCGGAGAUAGAGAAAGAGUACGAGUACAGCUUCCGCACCGAGCAGAGCGCCGCCGCCAGGCUCCCGCCCAGCCCCACGCGCUGCCAGCAGAUCCCGCAGUCCUGAGGGCCCGGCUGCCUCCUGCCUCCUGCGGGGAGAAGACGCAUCGGCCCGGCGCCCGAGUGCCCGCCUCGCCCGCCCCCUCCGCCGCCCUUCACUGCCCCACCGGCUCUCGGGGCGACUCGGGCAGCUGAGCGCUCCAUCCGGUCAUCAGCUUGCCUGACAUGACGCCCCCCUCCCUGGGGACAUUCAUAACCUCGACUAACCUGUGUGUGCCGUAGCGACGGCUCCUGACGUGUCCGUGUGAGGAGCCGUCGUCCUUAAACAGCCCUGCACCCGGGGCCACCAGUGACUCCCUUCCCUCCCGUCGCUGCCGCCGGCCACUGCCCCUCCUGGGAGCCCCGGGCGGCUCCCAUCACCCGCCCGGCGGCUGGAGCAAGGCCCCCAGCCCCACCGCAUCAGGUGCCCCAGCAUCUCACGACGGCUGAGGAGGAAGAGCCGGUGGCCCGGUGGACCGCGCCUGGCUCCCCACCCGCUGUGAGCAUCCGAGCUGGGACUCACACGGACGCCUUGAGGUCAGGGGCAGCGUGCCCGGCGCUCCCUGCCCAGGACGCUGUGCUCACCCCCUCACCCACAUCCCCCAAAGGGCUCGUCUCUGCAGUGCCCACGUGCCAUCAGCAAUGCCAACUGCCUCUGCCAGGUGCCUGACCCGGGACCACAGCCACUGGCCUCAGGUCGUCGAGGAGAGAGCCUUUGAGCAGGGCCCGCCGCGUCCCGCCGGCUCCGCUCACAGGAACAGUCGUUGGGAACAGUCCGUCUGACCCUGGUCGUCGAACCAGGACCGGCACUGACCUUUCUGCCCCGAGUGGCCAGUGGACACAGCGCCGCCGCGGAGUCCACCUCGACGCGCAUCGGCUAUGCGCACGGGGUCCGCUGUGCCUGGAGAGCAGUGAGGUGCCCCCACCAGGACGGCUCACGGGGGAGCCCCACCAGGGACAGGCCCCCUUCCCUGCGGCCCCCGGAGGGCACAGGGUGACGGUGCCACAGGAACCAGCCCCGUUCGGAAGCAGGGCCGGCGAAAAAUACCUCACGCACCUGUCCCCCGCCACCCCAGGCCCUCGCCGCCUGCCCCUGGGCCACCCCCUGCGUCUUCAUUGUAAUACCUCCCGCUUUCUGGGCACUGGGGUGUGGUCGCCUCGCCUCCCCAAAACCUGAGGACACCCCUGGUGAGACCGGCCUUCCCGUGCCUCCCUUGCGGCCAGGCGGCAGGAGAUGCAGUGCGUGGAGCCGCGGGGCCCCAGGGCUUUGGGAUUGGUGCUGACCCAGGGCCCGGAGAGCUGACGGGCUCACAUGUGCCCGCGGGCAUAAGCUAGUUGAGUUUAUGAGGAGUCGGGAGCCCCAUGGGCCCGGAAAACGUGUGUCUACUGCUGCUUUGUGGGUGGGUGGGUGGCUCAGAGCCAGGUGACCUGUGUAACUUGAAGGCCGACAGACGGUGGCAUCCAGCAGGCGGGGGGCGGGAGGAGGGGAGGCAGAAGUUGGGGGGAGGCAGAGCCCCGAUUCCUCCUGUGGCCACGUGGUCAGUGCGCUCUGGCCUUCGACCUUUUCCACGCCCUGGCUGUGAGAUUAUCUCGACCAGGAGCACCCGGCAGCCCCUCUCCCUUGACUGACAUCUCAGCAGCUCUGCUGGGACCUGGGUGAGGGCGGCCAUCAGUGGAAGGGGAGGGGUGACCACAGCUCCCUGACCACGCCGAGAGCCCUCCCCGCAUCGCAGACCUAGUCUAGGGAGUGGCCUCGACUGAACAUCGCGAUAAACGUGGCCUAGACUGCAAGGGUGACCGCAUUAGUAGCUGUGUGGUGGCUUCCAGGCUGCUCCUAACCCUGCUCCUUUGCCUCGUGAGAGGGGGUGAGGAUGAGCAAGUGUGGGGGUGACAAGACUCGGAGCCAGGCUCUGGCUCACACCUCCCUGCUUCUUCCUGGAGGGCACUCUUCUUGACAAACCCGCUGCCCGGGGGGAGGCGGGGGGAGGGAGGGGGAGGCUCUCUUGGAAAGGUGAAGGCAGCGGCCCUCCCUCCGUCCCUCUGAGAAGACUGAGCGGAGCACAGCGCCCCCUUCCUUCUCUUCCCUCUGACAUUCCGUCUCUCUCCACGGCCUUGGAGGUGGCACAUGACGAGGAGGAAGUACCUGCUGCAGGUUCUCUUGUAAAUUAUAAGCAGCUUCUACCCGACCCAAGUCCAAGAGCUGAUCUUGGCCACGACCCUCCUCCCCUUGGUGAGGGAGGAACCCGCCUGCAGAAGGAAUAGCAGGUUAGACCCCAGGCUCCCGUCUG